Thermothielavioides terrestris NRRL 8126 is the source of this 1143-nucleotide messenger RNA. RefSeq names its product glycoside hydrolase family 16 protein. The transcript is spliced from 6 exons. Gene Ontology annotation, molecular function: hydrolase activity, hydrolyzing O-glycosyl compounds. Gene Ontology annotation, biological process: glucan catabolic process. The record is from RefSeq and is a predicted model, not a curated record. NCBI's taxonomy places the organism in Eukaryota, Fungi, Ascomycota, Sordariomycetes, Sordariales, Chaetomiaceae. Bases 1 to 1143 code for a protein of 380 amino acids.
AUGAAGACCGGCGAGGCGGUCGUUUCGGUGUACGGAACCGGAUCGCCGUCUCCUUCGCAACGGAAUCCCCGGAGUUGGUCCCGGAGGGCGUGGCUGAUCUUAGUGACGGCCCUCAUCGUGAUCGUGAUCGUGAUUGUCGGCGCCGUUGUCGGAGUCAGAGCAACGAGAAACAACAACCCCGACGGCACCAGUUCGAGUUAUCCCGACUACACCCAGCUGAACUAUACGCUGAUCGACACAUACUCGGGCACAUCCUUCUUUGACAAGUUCGAAUACUUCAGCAGGUCUGACCCGACCCAGGGGUUCGUCCACUACGUCGAUCCUGGCUACGCCGCAACCUAUAACCUCACCUACGCCACCCAAUCAACCGCCAUUAUACGCGUCGACACCACGGUCGGUCCCGGCUCCAACCCGGACGCUUCGACGGGUCGCUUCUCGGUCCGUCUCGAGUCCAAAGCGCAGUACGGCCCGGGACUCUUUCUCUUCGACGUGAAGCACACGCCCUAUGGGUGCGGCACAUGGCCCGCCUUGUGGCUGACAGAUCCCAGCAACUGGCCCGAGAACGGCGAGAUCGACCUGAUGGAGGCGGUCAACCAGGCCAGCGCGGGCGGGCUGACGGCGCUGCACACCACGGCGGGCUGCACCAUGGCGGACGUGCGGCGCGAGAUGAGCGGCGCGGCAGGGCAGGACGACUGCCACAACGCUACCAACAGCAACACGGGCUGCACCGUGACGGGCGGCGCGGCGAUGUAUGGGCCCGCCUUCAACGCCGCGGGCGGCGGGGUCGUCGCGCUCGAGUGGCGGGCCGAGGGCAUCCGCGUGUGGGUGCUGGGGCGGGACGGCGGCGGUGGCGGCAAGGGCGUCAUCACGGCCCUGCCGGCGGCAGAGCAGCUCGCCGGGCCCGACACGGGCACCUGGGGUCCGCCGCUGGCCGAUUUCCCGUCGACGAGCUGCGACGUGACGAGCCACUUCCGGAACCAGAGCAUCAUCGUCAACAUCGACCUGUGCGGCGAACUGCCCAACGCCGUGUGGGCGUCGUCGGGCUGUCCGUCGAACUGUACCGAUUAUGUGGCCAACAACCCUCUGGCUUUCACGAAUGCGUACUGGGAGUUUGGGGCUUUCCAGGUGUACAAGGCCGCGUAG